Cyclocybe aegerita is the source of this 1413-nucleotide messenger RNA. The record is from the annotation of a GenBank genome assembly. NCBI's taxonomy places the organism in Eukaryota, Fungi, Basidiomycota, Agaricomycetes, Agaricales, Hemipholiotaceae.
AUGGAAACUAUCAAGCACCAGGGAAUCUCUGCUUUUAACGAGAACCCAAGCGAAUAUCAGGUUUUCAGAAACGUCAAGGAUUUUGGAGCUAAGGGGGAUGGAGUUGUAGAUGAUACGGUUGCGAUUAACAAUGCAAUCGCGCUUGGAAACCGGUGUGGCGGAGUCAUUGACGCAAAUCCUUACAUUGCCGGAGGACAGUACUACAUCAACCAGAAUAACUUCUUCCGCUCUGUCAGAAAUUUCAUCAUCGAUCUUCGACAGGUACCCUCUACAAAUUCAGGAACAGGCUUGCAUUGGCAAGUUUCGCAAGCCACAUCCCUUGUCAACAUAGUUGUGGAAAUGUCGACUGCUCCUGAUACUGCCCACCAAGGUAUAUUCAUGGAGAACGGGAGCGGCGGUUUUAUGGGCGACCUGAUAUUUAAUGGAGGAAAAUUCGGGAUAUGGGUUGGAAAUCAACAGUUCACCGUUCGAAACAUCACGAUAAACAAUGCGCAAACGGCAGUCCUCCAGGUCUGGAAUUGGGGCUGGGUCUUCCAGGAUGUGUCGAUAAACAACUGCCAGGUUGGCUUCGACAUGUCAGCUGGUGGAGUGGCACAGGGUACUCAAACGGCUGGAGCGAUUGCGAUUAUCGACGCCAGCAUCACCGACACACCGGUUUUUGUGCGCACUUCUCAACCAAGCAACGACAGACUCGAUGGUUCCAUUGUAAUCAAUAACGCUGAGCUUGCCAACGUCCCUAUCGCGGUUGGAGUGGCCGGCGGCCCUACGGUGCUUGCAGGCGGAACAAUGAGGAUUGCAUCCUGGGGCCAAGGAAAUGCAUAUAAAGGAACCAACGGCACUGGCGUAUUUACUCAGGGACCCAUUGCCCCUGCUCACAAGUCACCUUCGCUAUUGGACCAUUCGGGAAGAAUAUUCGGCCGCACUCAUCCGCAAUAUGCGAAUUAUGCUCCUAGCCAGUUUGUCAGCGUCAGGGAUUAUGGGGCCAAAGGGGACGGGAUCACGGAUGACACUGAUGCGAUUAAAGCUAUAUUACGAAGGUUCGCAGGGUGCAAGAUCAUCUUCUUUGAUGCUGGCACCUACAUCGUCACCUCGACUAUUACGAUACCUGUAGGAACUCACGUCGUUGGAGAAGCAUGGUCGGUUAUUGCAGGAAAAGGGUUGAGUUUUCAAGAUCAAAGCAAGCCAAACCCGGUGGUAAGAGUAGGACAACCUUAUUCUCAAGGCGCCAUGGAAAUCACGGAUAUGCUAUUCACGACCAUCGGACCUGCCGCUGGUGCUAUUGUUGUGGAAUGGAACGUCAGGCAACCUUUUGGGCUGGCAGGCGGGGCGGGAAUGUGGGAUUCACACAUCAGGAUCGGAGGAGGUGAUAUUGACUGGUGUUAUAGCAUCCUGGAACUGCUGAUUCCGUUUUGA